CUCUCAAGGACUACGACUCUGCAGCAAAACUCACGCACCAACGGCGACAAUGGACUCAGAUUACGGCAUUCCCAGAGAGCUCUCCCACCUCCAGAAGCAACGAUCGCUCUACCAGCCCGAGCUCCCUCCUUGUCUCCAGGGAACGACCGUGAGGGUAGAAUAUGGUGACGCUACAACGGCAGCAGAUCCUGCUGAUGUUAAUUCCAUCAGUCGAUACUUUCCGCACACUUAUGGUCAGCCUUUGGCUCACUUCCUUCGGGCGACGGCGAAGGUCCCUGAUGCUCAGAUUAUAACAGAACAUCCUCCUAUCAGGGUGGGUGUAGUAUUCUGUGGCAGACAGUCUCCUGGAGGACAUAACGUUAUCUGGGGUCUUUACAAGGCUCUGAAGAUCCACAACCCUAAGAAUGUGUUGCUUGGAUUUCUUGGUGGUUCUGAAGGUCUUUUUGCUCAGAAAACUCUCGAGAUGACGGAUGACAUCCUCUCGACAUACAGAAACCAAGGUGGGUAUGACUUGCUUGGUCGGACAAAGGAUCAAAUAAGAACAACGGAGCAAGUUAAUGCUGCACUAAUUUCAUGCAAGGAAUUGAAAUUGGAUGGACUCGUCAUUAUUGGAGGGGUUACAUCAAACACAGACGCUGCUCAGCUUGCAGAAACAUUUGCUGAAGCAAAAUGCCCUACUAAGGUGGUUGGUGUUCCUGUGACGCUUAAUGGAGAUUUGAAGAAUCAAUUUGUGGAAACUGACGUUGGUUUUGAUACAAUCUGUAAGGUGAAUUCCCAACUCAUCAGUAAUGUCUGCACUGAUGCCCUUUCAGCUGAGAAGUACUAUUAUUUUAUCCGACUCAUGGGCCGGAAGGCAUCACAUGUAGCUUUGGAAUGCACUCUCCAGUCCCAUCCAAAUAUGGUGAUUCUUGGAGAGGAAGUUGCUGCAUCAAAGCUUACUCUCUUUGACAUUACAAAGCAAAUCUGUGAUGCAGUUCAAGCUAGAGCAGUGCAAGAAAAGUCCCACGGGGUCAUCCUAUUGCCAGAAGGGCUCAUAGAGAGCAUUCCUGAAGUUUAUGCUCUUUUGAAGGAAAUUCACGGAUUGCUCAAGCUAGGUGUUUCUGCUGAUAACAUUUCCUCUCAACUUUCGCCCUGGGCAUCAGCAUUAUUUGAGUUUUUGCCACCCUUCAUCAGGAAACAGCUGAUCCUUUUCCCUGAAUCAGAUGACUCUGCUCAGUUGUCCCAGAUUGAAACCGAAAAACUUCUAGCACAUCUGGUGGAGGCAGAAAUGAAUAAGCGGAUGAAAGAUGGAACAUACAAGGGGAAGAAAUUCAAUGCUAUAUGCCACUUCUUUGGUUAUCAAGCUCGGGGAUCUUUACCAUCAAAAUUUGACUGCGAUUAUGCUUAUGUUCUUGGGCAUAUCUGCUACCAUAUUCUAGCUGCUGGCUUGAAUGGUUACAUGGCUACUGUAACUAAUCUGAAGAAUCCUGUCAAUAAGUGGCGCUGUGGUGCUGCCCCCAUAGCAUCAAUGAUGACCAUCAAACGAUGGGCACAAAAUCCCGGGGCCUCAUCCAUUGGGAAACCUGCAAUUCAUCCAGCCACUGUGGAUUUGAAAGGAAAAGCCUAUGAGUUGCUGAGACAAAAUGCAACAAAAUUCUUGACGGAGGAUGUCUAUAGAAAUCCAGGACCCCUUCAGUUUGAUGGCCCUGGUGUGGACUCUAAGCCAGUAACUUUGUGCGUGGAAGACCAGGACUAUAUGGGCCGUGUUAAGAAGCUCCAGGAAUAUCUGGUUAAGGUCCGAACUAUUGUAAAGCCAGGGUGUUCGCAAGACAUUCUGAAAGCAGCUCUGAGCAUUAUGGCUUCCGUCACUGACGUUCUCUCAGUUAUGUCCAUGCCUUCCUCCGAUGGCCAGAUUCCUCUUUGAAUGGAC
Molecule: messenger RNA, 1909 nt
Organism: Rhodamnia argentea
Lineage: Eukaryota; Viridiplantae; Streptophyta; Magnoliopsida; Myrtales; Myrtaceae
Product: pyrophosphate--fructose 6-phosphate 1-phosphotransferase subunit alpha-like
Exons: 19
Coding region: 50-1903 (617 amino acids)
Biological process (GO): response to glucose; photosynthesis; glycolytic process
Cellular component (GO): cytosol
Molecular function (GO): diphosphate-fructose-6-phosphate 1-phosphotransferase activity; ATP binding; 6-phosphofructokinase activity
Source: RefSeq, a predicted model, not a curated record